Molecule: messenger RNA, 1780 nt
Organism: Hevea brasiliensis (rubber tree)
Lineage: Eukaryota; Viridiplantae; Streptophyta; Magnoliopsida; Malpighiales; Euphorbiaceae
Exons: 5
Coding region: 154-1593 (479 amino acids)
Source: RefSeq, a predicted model, not a curated record
GUACACACGGAAAAAUUGGCUUGGUUUUAAAAAUGAAAAAUGCAAUUAAACCCUCCAAAACACCAUGAUUAGCGCGCCAAAAUUUCCAACCCUCAUAAUUUCUCCAUUGCCCUCAAUCCCUCUCCCUCCUCUCUUUCUCUCUCUCUCUCUCCAAUGGCCGAUAUUGACCCUCCAUCCUUCUCUCUCGGCCUGGACCUCGAUGCCGAACCGGAACCUGAAAUACCCACUCGAAUCCAUGAACUGUCCGUUCUCAAUCCAGCUCCAGGUCCGAGUUCCUGUACCGUAUCGGAGGACGAUGAUGAUCGAGUUUUCCAACCCCGAGUCGCAAAUUCCGAAAAAGAUGGUUCUGGGCUUCAGGUUAUGGAUUCGGAUCCCGAAAGUGGGCCAGAUUCGCCCCGGAUAUUCAAGCGGCUGAGACGAGGACCCGCAAUCGAGGAACCAAGAUUGAAGAGGAAAGAAAAGGAGGCGGUUUUUUUUGAUAAUGGUGAUGAUGAGAUUGAAGAGUUCUCCUCACAGGAAGAUUUUGUUAGGGAUGCACAUUCAUCAAAACAGUACAAUUCUGUAUGUAGUAGUUCAAAGGUUCCUCUGCAUGGUUCUGGGGUUCUGACUACUCAAUCAUCAAGCCAGAAGAAAAGUGAACAUUCUUCAGAUGCUCCAUCCUCUUCCUGUGCAGAGACAGGCCACAAUGGCUUGGUAUUUCCAAAGCUAACUAGAAGUCCUCUUCGAAGGUUUCAGUUAGUUGAUUCUGAUUCUGAUUCUGAUUCUGAAGAGCCUUCUAUGAAUAAAGAUGUAAGCAGAAAAAUUAAUUCAUCCUUGAAGAAGCAGCAGCCUCCUGCAUGUGAACAAAGGAGAAAUCAAUCAACAGAGAAGCAUCAAAGUGAGGAUUUGUGGAAAGAUUUCUGUCCGGUAAAGAAUUUUCACAUUCCAACACCUGUUCUGGAUGAGGUCUGCAAAGAAUAUUUCCACUCCCUUCAAGAUAAGAAUGCAGCUCAGAAACUGGGAAGUGGUUUAUAUAAAGGCGGUGUGGGCAGUCAUCAUGACUUAAAUAGCAUCAAAGGCUACGAGCAAAGAUGGAAUUUGGCUGACCCUCUUCCUCCAGCUCAUCAUUAUUUCUUCCAUGAUGAUCCAAGGAUUCAGACACUAGUCCGCUGUCGCUUACCUAACUUUUCCCCAUUGGGCAUAGUUAACAGGGGAAAUCAGCAGCAUAGUGAAUCAGUCAUUAAUUACAUAAGUCAAUUCCAUGGAGAAGCUUCUAAGCAAGGGGGAACUCGGGGAAGUAACAAUGGGAAAGGCUCAACAAGGGGAAGAAACAAAUUAAAGAAAUCAAAUGCCAAAGAAGUCAUGCAUGCUUCUGAAGGAUGGGUAGACCCUAAAAUCAGUUCUGCCAUUCCAAAGGAUGCUGGGAAAAGACGUGUUCAUGCAAAUGGUCAAGCUGCUGGUCGCUGGUUUACAUCCCCUGAGGGGAGGAAGGUUUAUGUUUCGAGAAGUGGUCAGGAGUUGACUGGUCAAAUUGCAUACAGACACUACAGAAAGGAGAGUGGAGGGUUUAGAAAGUCAAAAAAGAAGACUAAUGUCAAGAGGAAGAAAGGCUGAAUGUGGAUGCCAACACAGAUAUCUAUACGUUUUCCCCCAUAUAUGUGCCAGUUCAUUCUUGUAAACCUUGUAGAUUAGAUUUUUCAUGUAGCUAAUCUACAUUCAAGUUUGUACACUUGCCAAUGCAUUUUUAAAACUUUUGCCCAACAUCAUUUAUAUAAGGAAUUCUAAGCUUCAAAUCUUGAGA